AACAAAUUUCAGUAUCAGCUACUGCAAAACUCAAAUUAUUUGCCACACUAUCAGAACCAGAGCUCUUACCGGCCUUCAAUGGCGUCUCCGGCGAUUGCGCCGAGACCAGCUUCAUUAUCUUCUCCUCCUCCUCCCUUUCUUCUCUCUUUUCCUUCUCCUCCCAAGCGAACGUUCGACGUUUUCCUCAGCCACAGAGUCGAAGACACCGGCCGUGGUUUUGCCGCCGAUCUCCACGAUGUUCUAACGGUUCAAGGAAUCGUCGUUUUUAAAGACGACGGAGCGAGACCUGUGACCGAAAUGCUGAGGGCGGUCGAGGAAUCGAGGGCUUCGAUCGUGGUUUUCUCCGAGAACUACGUGGAUCGGAUUCGAAUGAAGGAACUGGCGAAGAUCGUAAUGUGUAAGGAGAUGAUGAAUCAGUUGGUUCUUCCAAUUUUCUAUCAGAUUGAUCCAGCCAAUGUGAGGAAGCAGCAGGGGAACUUUGAGAAGCCGUUUUGUGAACAUGAAGAGAAUGAUAUUAAAGAAGUUCAAACAUGGAGGGAUUCCAUGAACCAAGUUGGCCAUCUCUCUGGAUGGCAUCUCAAAGACUCGCAGUCCGAAGCAGUGGCCAUUAAAGAAGUUGUGAAGCAUGUUUUUAACAAAUUGCGUCCUGAUUUGUUUCGUUAUGACGGUAAGUUGGUUGGAAUUAGCUCAAGAUUACACCAAGUAAACAUGCUUUUGGGCAUAGGAUUGGAUGAUGUGCGAUUUAUUGGAAUAUGGGGUAUGGGUGGAAUUGGCAAAACAACCAUCGCUAGAAUUAUAUACAAAAGCGUGUCCCAUUUAUUUGAAGGAUGUUACUUUUUGGACAGAGUCAAAGAAGCUUUAAAGGAGGAAAGCUUGACUUCAUUGCAAGAAAAACUUUUAUCAGGGGCUCUAAUGAAAAGAAACAUUGAGAUCCCAGAUGGCGAUGGAGCCACAUCGAUCAAGAGAAGAAUAAGCAAUCUAAAGGCUCUUAUAAUUAUUGACGAUGUUAAUCAUCUAAGCCAACUYCAAAAGUUGGCGGGAGGGUACGAUUGGUUUGGUCCAGGAAGUCGAGUCAUCGUUACGACGAGAGACGAACAUCUCCUCAUUUCUCAUGGAAUUGAAAGAAGAUACAAUGUUGAGGGUCUAAACAUUGAUGAGUCUCUUCAACUUUUUUCCCAGAAGGCAUUUCUUGCAGACCAUCCGAAGGAAGGCUAUUUUGACCUUUCAAGCCAAGUUGUGGACUAUGCUGGAGGGCUUCCAUUGGCAAUUGAGGUUCUUGGAUCCUCUUUGCGUGAUAAGCCAAUGGAGGCAUGGGAAAAUGCAGUGGAUAAGUUGAAGGAAGUUCGUGAUAUGGAGAUCCUUGAAAAGUUAAAAAUUAGUUAUUAUAUGUUGGAAGAGUCUGAGCAGAAAAUUUUUCUAGACAUUGCAUGUUUUUUUAAGAGGAAGAGCAAGCGACAAGCAGUAGAAAUUCUGCAGAGCUUUGGAUUUCCUGCUGUGCUUGGGCUAGAAAUUUUGGAGGAGAAAUCACUUAUUACUGCUCCACAUGAUAAGAUACAAAUGCAUGACUUGAUCCAAGAAAUGGGUCAGGAAAUUGUUCGCCAAAAGUUUCCUAAUGAUCCUGAAAAACGAAGCAGGUUGUGGCUUCGUGAGGAUAUAAAUCUUGCUCUAAGUCGUGAUCAGGGAACAGAAGCCAUUGAAGGCAUAAUGAUGGAUUCAAGUGAGAAGGGGGAGUCACAGUUGAAUCCCAAGUCAUUUUCAGCAAUGACCAAUCUCAGAGUGUUGAAAGUUAAUAAUGUUUACCUUAACGGAGAACUUGAAUAUCUCUCUGAUCAGCUGCGGUUUCUCAAUUGGCAUGGAUACCCUUUAAAGUGUUUACCAUCAAAUUUCCAUCCCAAAAGCCUAUUAGAACUUGAGUUGCCCUGCAGCUGCAUUGAGCAUCUUUGGAAGGGCUCAAAGAGCUUAGAUAAAUUAAAAGUGAUAAAUCUCAGUGACUCCCAAUUCCUAUCCAAGACCCCAGAUUUGUCCGGGGUUCCAAAUCUUGAAAGAUUGAUUUUGAGUGGUUGUGUAAGAUUGUUGGAGCUACACCAAUCUUUAGGCACUCUAAAGCAUCUAAUCCAGUUGGAUCUCAAAGAUUGCAAGCAACUCACAACUAUUCCCUUCAACCUCAGCCUAGAAUCCCUCAACAUUUUGGUUCUCUCAGGCUGUUCAAGUCUCAAAAAUUUUCCAAAGGUUUCAGCAAACAUGAACCAUUUAUCAGAGCUUCAUCUAGAUCGAACUUCCAUAAGAAUAUUACACCCAUCAAUAGGACAUUUAACAGGACUUGUUCUAUUAAAUCUUAAAAACUGCAAAUACCUCGUCCAACUUCCAACCACUAUUGGUUGCUUAACAUCCCUCAAAAUUCUCUCACUUCGUGGCUGCUCAAAGCUUGAUAGAAUUCCAGAGAGCUUAGGAAAUAUUUCUUCCUUGGAGAAGCUUGAUCUCACUGGUACUUGUAUAAACCAAGCCCCAUUUUCUCUCCAACUUUUGACAAGUCUUGAGAUUCUAAAUUGCCAAGGGCUGUCUCGUAAUUUUCUCCACUCACUAUUCCCUUGUUUGGGUUUCUCAAGGAACUACUCACAAUCUUCUCAAGGCUUGAAGCUGACAAAUUGCUUUAGUUUUGGGUCUUGUUUAAGGGUUUUGAAUUUGAGUGAUUGCAAUUUGUGGGAUGGGGACAUACCUAAUGAUCUUCUUCGUGGGUUGUGUUCAUUGGAAAUUCUUCAUCUGAGCCAAAACCAUUUUACCAUAUUGCCUGAGAGCAUUUCUCAGCUUACUAAUUUGAGGGAUCUUUUUUUGGAGGAAUGUGGUAAUCUUCAGUCAUUGCCAAAGCUGCCACUCAGUGUUAGAGAUGUGGAGGCGAGGGAUUGUGUUUCACUUAAGGAAUAUUACAAUCAAGAGAAACAUAUUCCUUCGAGUGAAAUGGGGAUGACUUUUAUUCGUUGUCCCAUAUCGACUGAGCCAGCUGAAAGCUACAAAGUUGAUCAGCUGGGCCUCUCUGCGAUUCACCUAAGGACUAUGGCUCAACGAUACCUAGAGGUACUUACAUGGCAACAAGAGAAAUAUUAUUUUGUGAUUCCCUAUCCCAACUUCAUAGCAUGCUUUGAUGACAAAAGGUAUGGAUUCUCAAUCACGGCCCACUGCUCUCCAGAUUACACAUCUGAAGAGAACCCAAGAAUCGGAAUAGCUCUAGGCGCUGCAUUUGAAGUCCAGAAACACCAAAACAACAACAAUAAUUCAAAACUUUCUUGUGAUUUCAUAAUCCGGAUGGAAACAGACGAAUGCCCUCUAAAAUCGGCCCUAGUAAUCGAUGGCAACACAGAUGAACUGGAUUCGCCACAUGGGCUGGUGGUUUUUUACAUUCCAAUGACAAAAAUUUCAGAAUGGUUGAACCAAUGUUGCUGUAUUGAUGUGUCCAUAAUCACUGAUAACCCAUUGGUGAAGGUCAAGUGGUGUGGUGCCUCGAUUCUGUAUGAACAAAACGCAGGGAAGUUCAUUGGGAGGAUUAUUAAGAGUUUUUUUGGGUCUCCUGGGAAAUACCAUACGUCCAUUGUUGAUCAUAUAUUGAAUCGUCAGAAGCGUGUGGAUGUUUCUAGUUUGUUGGAUGGUGGAGCCCGUUACAAGACUUGCUGGUUAAAUGCAUUGCAAAGGACAAUUGGCUCAUUUCCAAGACUUCGACCGAGUAGACCACCACCUGAGGUUAUAGAGGAUUGUUCCACUAGUACCAAUGCAUCUGUUGAGGCUCAGGAAAAUGAAAGUGACUCCAUUAUCAUGUUGAAAAGAAACCUCAAGGCAGUGCUUCUAAGAACUUUUGAGGAAUUGAAGCUUUAUGGCGAAUACUUUGUUUUUCCCCAAAAAGAAAUUUCAAGAAGUUGGUUCACUCUUCAACUAAAGAAGCCCAAAGUCACUAUCAAGGUACCUCCAAAUUUGCACAAAGACAAGAAAUGGAUGGGAUUGGCCUUCUUUGUAGUAUUUGCAGUAGAUGAGAAGUCAACAAAAUCCCAUUCCUUCUCUUAUCAAGUGGAAAAUGAUGAAUACACAAUGCAACGUGAAUCAAUACUCUACUUGAACAAAGAGAUGUUCAAUGAUUACCACCAACUUUGGUUGUUCUAUGAGCCUCGUGCUGUUUACCCGUAUAGAUUAAAUCAUUGGAGGCAUCUCUGUGUUUCAUUUUUAUCCAAUAACCCAGACUUGAAAGCUGUGGCUUGUGGUGCACGUCUAGUUUAUAAGCAAGAUCUUGAAGGGUUUAUCCAGAUGAUUAUAAACAAUGUGCUGAGUUGUCCACCGGAUUUGCAUGGAUUUUAUGACCAAGUUUAUGUUGAAGCUAUGUUGAGGAUGAUACAUUUUCAUAAGUAUGAUCCAAAGGAAAAGGAAGAACAAAGAAGACAAGAUUUGUGUUUGGAACAGUGGGAGGCUGAACAAAAUCUUAAUGGUCAUUCUGAUCAAGAUUAUUCAGCUCAAAAUUUGGGAGGGAACCACAUUUUGCAACUCAAGGAAAGCAUUCCUUCUUUCCUUCAAAAGGAUUUAAAGGAUCGAUUCGGAACCACUUUCGACUUCGUUAUUCCUAGGCGACACAUUCCCCAGUUGUUUAAUCAACAAUCAACAAAGAAUUAUACAGCCAUCGAACUCCCUCCAAGUCUGUACACUAAUAGUAAUUGGAUUGGAUUUGCAGUUUGCACACUUUUCCAAGUCAACAAGCAUCCAACUGCAAUUCUCAACAAUCUUCGUUCAGCUUCAAGACAUGAACUUAUAUGUCAAUUUGCAGUUGAGAAUGGAUUAAUCGAGCCAUUCCACAUUCAUACUAUCACCGAGGACACAUUCAUUUGGCUUCAUGAACGACAGUUUGUUUGGCUCUAUUACAGCCCAAAAAAUACAUAUGGUAACAUUUUUCGCCACAAGUCUCAUAUUUGGGCAAUUAUCGAAGCUGAUACCCCAGACUUGACUGUACGAUGUUGUGGACUCCAAUUAGUAUACAACCAAGAUGUGGAAAAGAUUGACAAGAUGUUGAUGGAAGCAAUACAAUCAUCUUAAACAAGCAGCAAAUAAAAGCGUUGUUCACGAGGAACCAAUGUUGUCUUUGUUAAGUGUGUCCAAACCGUAUUUGUUAUUUACCUGAGAUCUUGCAUGAUAAAGAUAUGAGAUUUUGUGAAUCGGUUACAAUACAUGUGGCAUUUACCUUUACAUUGUAUCGGAGUCUCAGACAUUCGACUCCUCCUAUUAAUCCUAACAAAUUCUUGGAAAAUAUUGGAUUAUGAGUAGAAAUUCGGGCU
Messenger RNA from Momordica charantia (bitter melon), 5303 nucleotides. RefSeq names its product TMV resistance protein N. NCBI's taxonomy places the organism in Eukaryota, Viridiplantae, Streptophyta, Magnoliopsida, Cucurbitales, Cucurbitaceae. Gene Ontology annotation, biological process: signal transduction; defense response. Gene Ontology annotation, molecular function: ADP binding. The record is from RefSeq and is a predicted model, not a curated record.